UUUAAACAUUCUCCUCAAGGGACGGAAAAGGCAAUCUUCUAUCGGGAAGGCAGAGAAAGUGUGGGCAAUUCGCUCUUCGACUGCAAAAAUAACAGUGCUGUUCUUCUCUGGCAUUCCAUUACAAAACUUGCUGUUCUUCUCUAGUAUUGCAUUACAAAACUCAUACUUGGUUGGCCGCAUCAAUUUUUAUGAUGACACUAUUGCAGAAACCAUGUUUUAUACAACAUAUGCCAUUGCACACAAGUAUUUCUUCUACAAAGAUGAAAGGGGCAGUGCGUAAGACUUGGACAAAUCUAUUAACAGUUGCACAAUUUGGCUUGAAGGAUCCUCCAUAUAAACUAGAUGCAUUAGAACCAUAUAUUUCUCAUAGAUCUUUGGAAGUACAUUGGGGAAAACACCAUCGUGGCUAUUUGGAUAACUUGAACAAGCAGAUUGAGGGUACUACAUUACAAGGGUAUACACUUGAGGAACUUAUCAAAGUAACAUAUAACAAUGGGAAUCCAAUGCCUGCUUUUAGCAAUGCUGCCCAGCUGAUCUUGAGCAGAGACCUGGUGACUUUGUUGAUUUGGAUCCACAACUCAUUGUUGAAGAUGAUAUGGAAAAGGCACAAAAGAUUUGGGACAGACAUGGAGACACAAUUGAAAGAUUGGAAGCAGGUAUGGAAUCACGACUUUUUCUGGGAAUGCAUGGAACCAGGGGGUGGAAAAGAAUGCACAGGAGAGAUUCUAGAGUUUAUUGAAAGAGAUUUCAAAUCAUAUGAUAUGUUUUUGGAGGAGUUCAAGCAAGCUGCGGCUACACAGUUUGGAUCUGGUUGGGUUUGGCUUGUGGUGAAAGACAGAAAACUUGCUGUGGAAAAGAGUACAAAUGCUGUAAACCCUCUUGUAUGGGGUCACAUGCCACUGCUCACCCUUGAUGUCUGGGAGAUUUAUCGAUUUGAGGUGCUUACCAAGAAUAAAAUUGCACUCAAAGGUGUCUUUCUUAACUGUUACACAUUUAUGGUGACAGAAUCGACGGGCAGACUACAUAUCAGUAUUCAUGGAUAAACUAGUAUCCUGGGAAGCAGUAAAUUGUCGCCUCGGUCGUGUAAAAGCUUUUGUAAAUCUUAGAGAGCCAGCUGUUCCUUACACAUGAUAGCCUUGGCUAGGACAGUUUUGGGUGUACUUUGUACUUGGAGUUAGACAUGCCCACUAUGCCCUUUUUGUAAUACUUACUGUUUGCCUAUCCACCAUCUUCCCUGGAUGGCCUAAGUUGUUCCAUUUUUAAGUCUCAUUGACUUAUAAAUUUCUUCCAUAGAUGGCUAUUAGCACCAUUCAUAUUUCAUAAUGGUUGGCUUUCCAACUAUUUAUUUAAUAAAUAUAAUUAAUUCUUCCCUUUUAA
Messenger RNA from Cryptomeria japonica (Japanese cedar), 1377 nucleotides. Its product is annotated as superoxide dismutase [Fe], chloroplastic. NCBI's taxonomy places the organism in Eukaryota, Viridiplantae, Streptophyta, Pinopsida, Cupressales, Cupressaceae. The transcript is spliced from 8 exons. The record is from RefSeq and is a predicted model, not a curated record. Gene Ontology annotation, cellular component: chloroplast nucleoid. Gene Ontology annotation, biological process: superoxide metabolic process. Gene Ontology annotation, molecular function: superoxide dismutase activity; metal ion binding. Bases 189 to 1043 code for a protein of 284 amino acids.